AUGGCAUUGAAAACGACCAAAAAGAAAAGAAUCACAAAGGAGAAGAAGGACUCCCAAAAUGGCACAACCAAAAAAAGAAGCAGAGAUCAAAACGUCGUUAGCCAAGAGGAGGAAGACCGACUGAGCUUUAACCCCUUCAAAAGCAGGGAACAAAUAAAGCCAUUCGAGUUAAGCAUAGAAAAUGAAAAAACGACUGAUGAGGAGGAAAACCAAACAGACUCGUUUAAGGAGCUGUUAAAGAGAAGGAUAAAACAGAUGAAUCGGAAAAUGAAGGAAAAGGACAAGAAGGUGACAACUCACAUCAGACAUAAGUACCAAGAGGAUAUCGAAAACUCGGGGAAAAGCUGGUUCGAAAGCAAGCUGCUGAAUGACGUUCCGAGGAAGUUAACCACGUGUUGA
Molecule: messenger RNA, 399 nt
Organism: Plasmodium cynomolgi strain B
Lineage: Eukaryota; Apicomplexa; Aconoidasida; Haemosporida; Plasmodiidae
Exons: 3
Coding region: 1-399 (132 amino acids)
Source: RefSeq, a predicted model, not a curated record